Etheostoma cragini (Arkansas darter) is the source of this 1086-nucleotide messenger RNA. RefSeq lists its product as uncharacterized. The record is from RefSeq and is a predicted model, not a curated record. The annotation marks the transcript as partial. Lineage: Eukaryota; Metazoa; Chordata; Actinopteri; Perciformes; Percidae. The transcript has 2 exons.
AUGUCAUUUGAAUCUACAGGUUCACCUGAUUCAGAAACAUCACAGACUGCAGAGACCAUUUUGCCAACUGAAACAACAGGUUCUCCGGAAACAGUAACAUCUGAGCCUGCUGGUUCCACCUCAGUAUCGGAAGCAACAGGUCCAACUGAUUCAGGAACAUCACAGACUGCAGAGACCCCAUUGCCAACUGAACCUACAGGUUCUACUGAUACAGCAACAUCUGAGCCAGCUGGUUCCACCUCAGUAUCUGAAUCAACCGGUCCAAGUGAGUCAGUAACAUCACAGACUGCAGAGAGCACUGUGCCAACUGAACCUACAGGUUCUACUGAAACAGCCACAUCUGAGCCUGUCGGUACUACGUCAAUAUCUGAGUCAACUAGUUCAACUGAUUCAGUAACAUCACAGCCUGCAGAGACCAUUUUGCCAACUGAAACAACAGGUUCUCCGGAAACAGUAACAUCUGAGCCUGCUGGUUCCACCCAAGUAUCUGAAGCAACAGGUCCAACUGAUUCAGGAACAUCACAGACUGCAGAGACCACAUCGCCAACUGAACCUACAAGUUCUACUGAUACAGCAACAUCUGAGCCAGCUGGUUCCACCUCAGUAUCUGAAUCAACCGGUCCUAGUGAGUCAGUAACAUCACAGACUGCAGAGAGCACUAUGCCAACUGAACCUACAGGUUCUUCUGAAACACCCACAUCUGAGCCUGUCGGUACCACGUCAAUAUCUGAGUCAACUAGUUCAACUGAUUCAGUAACAUCUGAGCCUGCUGGUUCCACCCCAGUAUCUGAAGCAACAGGUCCAACUGAUUCAGGAACAUCACAGACUGCAGAGACCACAUCGCCAACUGAACCUACAGGUUCUACUGAUACAGCAACAUCUGAGUCUGCUGGUUCCACCUCAGUAUCUGAAUCAACCGGUCCAAGUGAGUCAGUAACAUCACAGACUGCAGAGAGCACUAUGCCAACUGAACCUACAGGUUCUACUGAAACAGCCACAUCUGAGCCUGUCGGUACCACGUCAAUAUCUGAGUCAACUAGCUCAACUGAUUCAGUAACAUCACAGACUGCAGAGAACACUUUGCCA